Messenger RNA from Echinostoma caproni, 324 nucleotides. Lineage: Eukaryota; Metazoa; Platyhelminthes; Trematoda; Plagiorchiida; Echinostomatidae. The record is from the annotation of a GenBank genome assembly.
AUGGAGCAAUUGGUUGAACGGUUCAAGCUGUGGUGCAGUAUUCGCAAAGGUGAUGCACAGAAUCAAUCAGCCCCAUUUCUUACUGCUGGCGGCCGUGGCCUCUACUCCCUGUUGAAAAACCUGGCGUUCCCUAAGGUUCCAGCCAAACUACCAUACGAGUCCCUGAGAUUGCUGCCGCUCAACCACCUACUUCCCACUAAAUUCCAAGCAAACGAAAGGGCCAAAUUCAACUCCAUGAUUCGUGCUGAUCAUGCUUCCUGCCGUGAAUUCAUCCUGCAGCUGAACAAACAAGAGUCACGCUGCAACUAUGGCGAUCGCCUGUAG